This is a messenger RNA of Pseudocercospora fijiensis CIRAD86, 366 nucleotides long. RefSeq lists its product as uncharacterized. The annotation marks the transcript as partial. The transcript has 2 exons. Gene Ontology annotation, biological process: nucleosome assembly. The record is from RefSeq and is a predicted model, not a curated record. NCBI's taxonomy places the organism in Eukaryota, Fungi, Ascomycota, Dothideomycetes, Mycosphaerellales, Mycosphaerellaceae. Gene Ontology annotation, molecular function: DNA binding; structural constituent of chromatin; protein heterodimerization activity.
AGGCUUGGGCCAGGGUUUGAAGACGCUGAAGCGACAUCGGUAAGCAUUGCAAGCCCUCGCCUGCUAUGGAGAUGUCGGACCAAAGUUGAUCAUGUCCGAUGUAGCAAAAUCCUCAGAGACACUAUCCAAGGCGUUACAAGAGGUGACAUUCGACGUCUAGCUCGUCGAGGCGGUGUGAAGCGUAUUGCGGGUACCAUCUACGAAGAAACGAGAUCAGUCCUGAGAAAGAGGUUGACGGUCCUACUCGCCGACAUUUGUGCCGUCGUUGAGCUAUCUGGGCGAAAGACGGUCUGCGUGACCGACGUGGUGUUCGUGCUCAAUCGACAUGGAACGCCAGUCUAUGGAUUUGGACUUCCCGAACGAUAA